AUUCUAAACUGAGGAGCCCACGGAAAACCAGUUUGUGGUGUGUGAGCAGAAGUGUAAAAUGGGCUUCCGAAUUCGCGCCUUCUCUUCUCACUUUAAUUUGUUGAUUAUAUCUGUCACUUAAAUUGGAAAGAGGUGGUCCAUAGAAAAGGAAACACCCACAUGAAAGAAAGAUAGAUUAGACUCGGUGAUAAAUGUUUUGCUAGAAAGUUGGCCACAGUUUGGCGUCGUUUAACUUCGAACAUGUCGAACGAAAUUGCUUCUAUCCGCACGGGGAGCACUACCAGAUCAGCUCUACCGCGCGAAUAAGAAGCCCAGUUGCGAAGUUGAUGUUGGAGAGAGCGGAGUGCGUCUACCAUCUCCAGGUUUCUGAGCAAAAAACAAUCGUCUGCUCUGAAUUCUUCUUAUAUGGAGCAAACACAAGUUGGAAUUAAAGUAUUCACUCCGAAAAACCCCAUUUGUGAGAUUCUGUUCCACAGCCAACUAGGGAUUGUUGGAAGAAACUGAAUAGAUCUCACCAUUCUUGUCUCCUACACGAUGAAGUAUUUGCUUUGUUCUCCUCACAGUUCUUGAGUAAUUUUGGAAUAUAUUCGAACUUCUACACCAUCAACCAGAAUCUAUCUUUCGAAGGAGAUCUUCCUUGCAUCAUAAAGCUACACAUUUAUUUUUUUAUGAUCUGAUCGGGACCUCGGCAUCAUGUCAGCUUUACCUGGUGGGAAUAUUUUCAAGCAAGCAUGGGUCACCAUAACAUCGUUUUUCGGCAGUUUUCUUUCAAGCGAUGAUGACGAAAUUGACGAGACGACAGGACUUACCAGGCAGCAGAAAACACUGAUUAAGAAGUCAUGGUCGUACGUCCAAGAAGACAAACUCAGGAUCGGGGUGCUUAUCUUCAUCAAAUUAUUCAAAGCCUUCCCGUCAUCCCAACAAAUGUUUGACAAACUCAAAGACUUCACAGAUAUGGAGGAGCUGGCGCGGAACAAGAAGAUGAAAGCACACGCGACCAGGGUGAUGGCAGCAUUUACGUCCAUUGUAGAGUACAUUGAUCAACCUGACAUCCUAGAUGAACUGCUACGAAAUACUUCUAUCACACACUACAAACUGAGAAUGCCUCCUCAUUACUUUGAGGACCUUGGAGGAGUAAUAAUCGAGGCUCUGAGUGAAAGUCUGGGAGAUAAGUUCACACAGAAGACGAAAGAGGCAUGGCUCAUUUAUUACUCAUACAUGUGUAAAGUAAUGUUGGAAGAAAUGGAAUUGUUGGAACCAUCACAUGACGACAACUAGUCCCGAUAUAAAAUAAAAACGAACUUUAUCUUUGACUAUAUAGUGACCGCAUAUGGAUUUGUACAUAACUCGUAUCAAUUUUUCACUUGUGAUAUAUUCUGAGAGUAAAGGAUGAUUUUUACAAUAUGAAGUGGUUUGUAUAAUUAUUUACUAUAAAUACAUCAUAUGGCUGUAUAUUAAAUAUCUAUAUAUUGGACGCUUUUCUUUUCGAAAAUAGGUUCAUAGCUCACAUGGUAAAGUCAAUUAUCAUUAUGAUGAUAUCGUAGCCAAGGCGAAUCUCUAAGUUGGAGCAGGAUUUUUCCCCCACUGAAAUGUAUUCUGCUUUUCUUGUAAAAGAAAACUGUCAGUGGAAAGAGCUGUAGAGAUGGGACUAUAAGCGACGUCUAUGCUGCCCUAUUUUGGCAAAAGGAAGCAAGUGACACAUUAGUCAAAUUUGAGUUAUUGUUGUUUCUGAAACACCCUUUGUAUGUUGCACGUUCAGGCAAAAUUUGGGAAAGAAAUGAUUCUUCUAUGGAAAGAUAUUGAAGAAAAUAUGCUGUAAAAUUGCAUUGAUGCCUAUGUAAAUGGCGAACACUUAUUACAAUAAAUGAUAUUUUUAUAACUUGCUUCCUUUUUCCAAAGUACGGCAGUAUGGUGGUCCCGAUAAAACAAUUAAUUGCAGGCGUAAUAUUUUUAAAAGUUUAAAUUACAAAAUUUCUUCUGAAAGUAGUAAAAAAAUCUAGGUAUAUAAAUGUGAGCAUACAUUUCACUUCAGUUUGCUGUAAAAUCUGAAAAAGAUAUCAUUUAUUAUCUCAUUCUCCUCAAGGAAGUUCUUUUUAUUAUCAUCGUAAUAUCAUUUAUUGAAUUAAAGUGGCAUUUUUUGCUAUUCUUUGGAUGUAUUUAAAGGUAAUGUAAUGCCUAUUUUGCGGUUCGGUAUAAGUGGGUUUUUAUGAAACAUUUUGUAUCACGAUGCUAGUACAUGUUAUUGAUGCGAGAGUAAUUGCCCUGGAUGAGAAGUCAAACCUGCUAUUCUUCAAGACUACGUAGAUGGAUACAUGCAUCCACGUGAUGCUCACUUCUUCUCUUCUGGUGACCGCACAGAAUGAUGCAUGGAUUGGUUGGUGACCAUACGUCUCCUUUUCCAAGGCUUGUCAGGAUGCACGCAUCCACAUGCCGGUCAUCCGUCUCCUUUCAAGACCGCGUAGCUGAGCGGCCGAUUACCCCGUAAACUAAUUGAUAUGGAGUGGUUUGGCGAAGAUGAACGAUUCCUUUUUAAAUGUUAUGACGCGGGAACAUACGGUGAAGAACUUAAAAUCAAGAUCUAGGCCUCCCGAGGACACCACCUAAUGACAUUCAUUCUGUCCAGACAUUCUUCACGUCAUACACAGAUAGUUGUUAGCAAGGCGAGUUCGUCCUGAUCGUUAAGAGUUGCAAAUCUAUAGACUUAAAAUCAUGGUAAUUGUAUAUUCAACUCUGGAGCUUAAAAAGUGGAUCCAGGGUUCAAACGACUAUAGUCAACAAUUAACAUGGAUGAAAGGGUUAAGCGUAUCUCUCGUCAUUAUUGUGUUUUAGUAUUAAUAGCCAUGGCGGUCCCGCUCCACCCGGUUGCCUCACCUAUAGGGUGACGAUGACCAACUUAAUUUCUGCAACCAAAUUUGACGGAAAUCACAUUUCUACAAAGUUGCAUGAUAAUAUAUUACAUUUAUAGGAACCAGGAUGACAGCUAUUUAAAUCAAUUUUAGAAAACGAAAUUAAUUUCUCAUCUUUUUCUACUUCGAAUAUUAUGAUGAUGACGUCAUAAGAUUACCCUCCGAAUGCCUGUCGCAUCGCAAUAUUCUCAUUCUGGACUCUCUUUAUUAUCCGUAUAGCGCGAUUCAUGGAACAUAAUCAUUCUAGGCCUCCCGGUGGCAAAAAUCAGUAAAUUCUAUAUUUUCCGGACAUACGAGAAAAAUAAGAGGAGGUGAAAGCAGUAUCACCUAGCCACGUGGUUUGACGUUUAUGUGGUUCGUGCAACGACGAACAUAUAGCCCGGAAUCCCUAGAACUAGACUAACUAUAUAGAAGUCGCCUCAAGGGCGCUUACAAACAUGAAGUUAAUGAAUCUAUUCCUGAAGAAAGCCUGUCAAGCUAUUUUCAUGAUGUACACCUGCAGAAGUACUUUCCCACGUCGAGCUAUGUCAUCAUUCCAUGGCUGUUACUAUGUUGGUAUCAUUUCCAGGCAAUAGCCCUCGUUAUAUCCCUGGCCCCGGGCAAUAAUAUAACCAGCGCACUCUAAAUAUAGCGUUAUGAAUAUAUUUUGAUUGCUUUGAAGAUGAUUAUCAAGUGUUGCAGAUGUCAUAUUGUGGUGUCACAAGGACACCUUCCUUCAUCACAGAAAAAAAGUUAUGAAGCAUUAUUCAAUCAACUCGGUAGCAUUGAGAUGUCUUCGCGUUUUCACGACUUAUACCAACUCUAUGGCAAAAUAAUACAUUGGAUGGGAAUGUUAAAACAAUUAUCCUGGUGCCCCCCCCCAAAAAAAAAAAAAAAUCCUACCUGGUUACUACCAAUCUUUAGAAGAGCAUUGCUCUCGCAAGCAGGCCCUGCAAUCUGAGUAUAUAAAACCUCAUCAUCAAGUUUCUCUGAUCAUACUCACAAGCACUCACGUUUUUUUUUCUUUAUUUAGGUUGCUGUAAACUUUACUAACCGACUAAGAUCAUAAUACUCGGAUAAUUAUGUAACUAUAUAUAUUCUCUAUGAGAUUAAUCCAAGAAUAUUUCUUUCAAGAUAUUGAUAGCACGUGUUUGUAAACCGGACAGUUAUUGUUCAGGUGAAAUGAUGUAUUUAUUAGUUACAAAAUGAUUUUGAUAAUUCUUCAUUGUACUCAAGAUACGUUCCAAGAAACCUUUCGCUUUAGAGUUUCGAUCGUUACCAUCAAAGUUUGAAAUAUUACCAUAAAUACUUAUUUGAUAUUGCGUGUUGUGUCUUUUUAGUUCUUUGUGUUCUCUUUGGUUAUGUCUUAAUUAAUUGUCACCUUAUUAUUAUUAUUAUUAUUAUCAUCAUUAGUAUUAUCAUUAAGCAAGGAGAAUUAUUCUUUUCGAUUACCUUUUCUGUGUGUAUUGUGUAUAUUUCUUUCAAUUGUGACUUGUUAAUUAUGUUAUGAAGUGAGUAAUUGUAUAAAAUAUAUGAAAUAUAGAUUUAAACACAUUUUACAUACAUCGUUUACGUUGUUAUUUUUAUGAUCAAUUGUGAUACAUGUAUAUGAAUGUUUUCAGGCAUUAGACAAACACGGAAAGUGUUGUACCAUUUUUGAAUUAAAAUAAUAGAAGUAUCGUAUCCAGAUAUUUCGCGGUUCGAGUAAGAAAUCGAAUGUUGUAUCUUUCUGACUGAUAGAAUAAAGAUGAAAAUGACUAGUAACAAAUAACUAUGAAAUAUCAACGAAACAACAAGAACAAAAUAAAACAAAACAAUCAACCAAAACACACAUACACACAAGGUGAUAAACGUGGCAUGAUAUGAAUAUAGAAUGUUAUAUUUACAUUAUUACUUAAUUAAGUUGAUAAUAUGACAUGAUUGUGUCUAAUUAUGAUUAAACAUCAGAGAGACAAUAUGUAUUAUUAAUUUGCUUUUGGUUCAUGUCCGGUGCAUAAUAUUAAAACAGGAUUGAAGAAUAUUAAACUGAAAAUUGUAGAAUAUAAUUUUAAAUAAUGUUCGAAAUUGCCGAGACUGAAACAAGGAGAGGGGAAAUUCAUGCUUCGUAAAAUAAUAACGAGUUACAUGUAUAUCAUAAUCCGAUUUAGUCCAGUAAGGCGCCACUUUCUUUUAUUGUCCGUAGAAUUUGUGUACAUUCUUGUACAUUUUGUAAAAUACAACACCAUAUUAUGUACAGUCUCAAUUUUCUACCAUCUUUGUCGAUGUUCGUUGAUUUGCCGAUUUGGUGAAGUUUGCUGAUAUCAUGACGUCAUAUCUUAUAGUUAGGUACUAUUAAUUGUACAUGAGCCAUUGUAAACGUGAGUUCACUUGUGAAUUUUAUCAAAAUACAAGUAUGUUUAUUAUCAUUAAAGAGACAGUUCUAUUA
Molecule: messenger RNA, 5310 nt
Organism: Lytechinus pictus (painted urchin)
Lineage: Eukaryota; Metazoa; Echinodermata; Echinoidea; Temnopleuroida; Toxopneustidae
Product: cytoglobin-1-like
Exons: 5
Coding region: 694-1278 (194 amino acids)
Biological process (GO): response to hypoxia; oxygen transport
Molecular function (GO): oxygen carrier activity; oxygen binding; heme binding
Source: RefSeq, a predicted model, not a curated record